AUGUCUCUCUAUCCUCAGAGUCAGGCGUAUGGCCAGGUACUUUACCCAGGGUACGGCCAGCCCAUGCUACCCCCGACUGGGUAUCAGUAUCCGUCGCCCGUGCAGCCCUUCUACCAUGUCGAUCCCAACACAUUCCGUCGCGAUUACAUGUCGCGUUUGUCCUCACUCACCAUAAAUUCCAGACCGAUUAUACAGAACCUCUCAAUGAUAGCGCAAGAGCACUCCCGAUUCGCCGAGAUCGUUGCGCAGUGUAUCGAAGCGCAUAUACGUCGGGUGCCGCCUUGGAUGAAGCUGCCAGCGUUCUACCUUCUGGAUGCAAUAUCCAAGAAUGUAUUUGAUCCUUACGCUCCGCAAUUUACUCCUCUGGUCGUCAGACUAUUCCUUGAUACCUAUGAGCAAGUUGACCAAAGCACUCGCAGCAAGAUGGAAGAGAUGCUACUGACUUGGCGAACUGGUGCGCCGAACGGAAGGGAGCUGUUUGGUAUCGUUCCACAGGUUGCAAUUGAACGUCAGAUUUGGGGCGGUGAUACUACUCAGAAUGUUGCUUCUACCAGUCGACAUCCAAUCAGCUCUGAGUCGACAAUACCUACCGCUCAGGUUCUCAGUGAAUUAGAGUUUGUCCUCGGGCAGAAGGAACGCGCUAUGCAAGUAGACCCUUAUGACAAGGUUUCACAGAAUCACGUUGGCAUACUUCAUCAGCUUCGCAAGUUAGUCCAGGCGGGAGUCUCGCAGGAGGAGCUCAGUCAGAUACUUAAUCAAUUACGCACGCUAGCUUUACCUGCACCUCCUGUUCCUCAGCAGCCUGCACCGCAACCUAUACCGCCGUAUCAGAAUCAGCAGUUAUACCCACCGCCUGUGCCGCAGGCCACUUACCCUACUUCCUCAAACCCCCCACCAUAUCCUCCACAACAACCAUACUCGAACCCACAGCCGGACAUCGCGAAGCCUGAGCCAGUAGAUUUCUCGAAUUCUCUUUCCUCUCGGCCUCCUGCCGCUUCAUCUGCACCUGCACUUCCGCCAGUGAGCAAUAUUGCGAACCUGUAUAGUGCUCUCUUAAAGGCAGGUGUCGUUUCUGCUACUGGUACCCCUACCGGCGCUGGUGCCACAGCGAAAGCGGAAGAGGCAGCCGCGCCUGUAGAUCCCGCAAAAGAUGCCGCGAGGAAAUAUAGGAAGGCGAUACUGGGGAUCAAGAUCAAGCUGACAAGUGCAGAUAUCACCCGUCAAAAUCCACGAAUCGUCCCCUUCCUAUACGACAAGUUGCCUAUACAAUGUAAGCAAUGCGGGAUUCGCUUUGUGGACGGUCCGAAGGGCAAAAAGAAGAUGGAGGACCACCUCGAUAUGCACUUCAGGCAGAACCGCAAGGCCAGUCAAGCCGUCGGCCGCGGUCACAGUCGCGGUUGGUUCAUUAGUGUAGAGGAUUGGGUACAUGACGGCAUAGUUGAUAUCAAAGGCAAGGGUCGUGCGGACGGCUCGCGCCUAGUAAACUCGAGUGCGGCUGCGGCUGCGGAUGCUGCUAAGCGUGAGGCUGAACUACGCUCUCUCUACGUCGUUGUUCCGUCUGGUGAUGAGGCGAAGUCCAUCUCGUGUCCGAUAUGUAAGGAGCCGCUCAAGUCUGAGUUCCUCGAAGACGACGAAGAGUGGGUGUGGAGGAACGCAGUCAAGAAAGACGAUAGAAUAUUCCAUGCGACGUGCCACGCCGAGGCGACGACGUCCAAGACGAACCUGGUCGCACGCUUGCGGAAUGAAGCCGCGAGUCGCAGCCGAUCUCGCACACCUGAGAAAUCGUCCGCGCGAACAACACCUCCGAAGGUUCCUGUCCCUCUUGACGCGCCGUUGAGGAAGUCGGCGACCCCGCCCGGAAGCGGCGGCAGGAAACGUAAAGCUGAGGAGAUUGAUGCAACUUCGGCGCACGAGGGUGCGCAGGACGCGCCUCCGCUCAAGAAGUUGCAAUUGGCGCUAUGA
Sparassis crispa is the source of this 1962-nucleotide messenger RNA. RefSeq lists its product as hypothetical. Bases 1 to 1962 code for a protein of 653 amino acids. Gene Ontology annotation, molecular function: mRNA binding; RNA polymerase II complex binding. The record is from RefSeq and is a predicted model, not a curated record. The transcript has 7 exons. Gene Ontology annotation, biological process: termination of RNA polymerase II transcription. Lineage: Eukaryota; Fungi; Basidiomycota; Agaricomycetes; Polyporales; Sparassidaceae. Gene Ontology annotation, cellular component: cytoplasm; mRNA cleavage factor complex.